AUGCACCCGUUCCCUUCAAACAUACAGGGCAAGACUGAGAUCAAGGUCAUCAAGGGCUGUGUUGAGGUCGCCGCUCCCCUUGGCCAGGUACCACCUCCCGUACGUGAGAAGACCCGCGAGAUCUUGAGGUUGUCGACACUCGAUUGGAACAAGGAACUCGCCACCAAAGUCCUCGGCCCCAACUAUUUCAUUCACACCUCUAGAACAGCUCCCAAUCUUAGCCGUGUCGAUAUUACUAGUGGAUCUGACCCCUUCUACAAGCAAUGGGUCAAGACCACGGCUAGGAAUAACAUCGGGCGCCGUCUCAAUGAAGGCUUGAAGGCUCUUGUAGUCGAGUUGGGCCCUAUAGAAGAAGGCUAG
Molecule: messenger RNA, 360 nt
Organism: Fusarium sp. VM40
Lineage: Eukaryota; Fungi; Ascomycota; Sordariomycetes; Hypocreales; Nectriaceae
Source: the annotation of a GenBank genome assembly